Molecule: messenger RNA, 1263 nt
Organism: Andrographis paniculata
Lineage: Eukaryota; Viridiplantae; Streptophyta; Magnoliopsida; Lamiales; Acanthaceae
Product: peroxidase 43
Exons: 4
Coding region: 1-1011 (336 amino acids)
Biological process (GO): hydrogen peroxide catabolic process; response to oxidative stress
Cellular component (GO): plant-type cell wall; plasmodesma
Molecular function (GO): heme binding; peroxidase activity
Source: RefSeq, a predicted model, not a curated record
AUGAUUAAAUCAAGAAAUCAUCAGCUUAUACUACUGAAGAUCUUGAGCACUUGUCUCUUCAAUCUUUCUUUACAGGACAGCAACCUACGAGUCGGGUUUUACGCUGACAGCUGCCCUGCUGCCGAGGCUGUCGUCGGCGACGUUGUCCGGGAAGCAGCUGCUGCAGAUGGAAACAAUGUCCCCAUCUUGGUCAGGCUUCAUUUCCAUGACUGCUUUGUGGAGGGCUGCGACGGAUCGAUUCUGAUCGACAAUGGGCUGGAUUCGGAUGAGAAGAAGGCGAUGGGGCAUCAAGGAGUAAGAGGGUUCGACAUUGUCGAGAGGGCGAAAGCCCGCCUCGAAAUGCUCUGCCCCGGGACUGUUUCUUGCGCUGACAUCGUUGCCUUGGCUGCGAGAGAUGCUAUCUCCUUGGCGAAAGGAGGGCCGAGGUAUGCGGUGGAGACGGGGCGGAGGGAUGGUGUUGUCUCGAACCGGAGCGUGGCGGAGGAGAACAUGCCCGACGUCGGCGACUCGGUUCAGAAGCUUAAGGCUAAGUUCAUGGAGAAAGGCCUCACAGCACACGACCUCGUCCUCCUAAGUGCGGCGCAUACCAUCGGCACCACCGCCUGCUUCUUCAUGAACCAGAGGCUAUACCACUUCCCACCGGACGGGUCGGGACCCGACCCGUCGAUAAACCCGGAUUUCCUGCCGGAGCUCAUGUCCGUCUGCCCGCCGGACGGCGACGUCAACGCUCGGCUGGCGAUCGACCGCGGCGGCGCAGAGACGUUCGACUCGCAGAUCCUGCAGAACAUCAGGAACGGCUUCGCCGUGCUCCGAUCCGACGCGGCGCUGUAUCAAGAUACAGACACCAGAGGCGUCGUCGACUCCUACUUCGGGUUUCUGAGCCCGUUUUUUGGCCCGAAUUUCGAAGCUGACUUCGCAGCUUCCAUGGUGAAGAUGGGGAGGAUCGGUGUGCUCACCGGAUCGCAGGGGACGAUCAGAAGAGUCUGCUCGUCUGUUGUUCUACCCAACUAAUAAAAUUAUAUAUAAAUGAUUACCGAAUUAUUUAUAAUACCAUAAAAUAGAUCUUUUCUUUUUUUAAUUAAGAAUGUAGUUUUCUUUUACUAAUAUUAAUUAUUAUUUCUAUAGUUUCUUCUGGGUUGGCAGAUGUAAAUAGCUAAAGAGUACAGUACAUCUGGAUUGUUAAUUACCUUUGAUUCUGGCACUGAUGAACCGCAUUUGGUGCGAAGUUCAUGGCGAUUCUUGCAUAUUCAACCUCAGCCAUCA